AUGCCGUACCUCGUUGAGUCAAAUGAAUGGCGCUUGCUCCACGGGCUUGGGCGCCUAUUGGGCCCGAGGAAGGCGCGAUACCAGCUGCAAGCAGGACCACUCAACGAUCACAACGGAGUGCGAUCCCACGCCGAGCUAAUCGAAGUCGAGCUUCGCCGCGUAUUCAUGGUCAAGGAAAUUCCUCGGAAUCUAGAUCCAGCAGAGUUCGAACCGUGCCAGGCAAAGCUGAACAGCCUCUGCUUGUUGUUGGAUGGCCUUGCGCGGUCUUCGAACGCCCACAGUGGCCCAGAGGGUCCGAGCUAUCCCCAUUUACGAGCGUUGACCGGUUUUCUAGAGUCGACUUCUGGAGCGAUUGACCUAGCUUCCUCGCGACGCUGGCAAGCUUUGCGAUUGUCUGCGGGUUGUCACAGAGUGCAACGAUGCCCUCAGUCGGCUACUCGCGCCCUCUACGCAUGA
Penicillium maclennaniae is the source of this 456-nucleotide messenger RNA. RefSeq lists its product as uncharacterized. The record is from RefSeq and is a predicted model, not a curated record. Bases 1 to 456 code for a protein of 151 amino acids. NCBI's taxonomy places the organism in Eukaryota, Fungi, Ascomycota, Eurotiomycetes, Eurotiales, Aspergillaceae. The transcript has 2 exons.